Molecule: messenger RNA, 2126 nt
Organism: Trichoplusia ni (cabbage looper)
Lineage: Eukaryota; Metazoa; Arthropoda; Insecta; Lepidoptera; Noctuidae
Product: obg-like ATPase 1
Exons: 11
Coding region: 109-1302 (397 amino acids)
Cellular component (GO): cytoplasm
Molecular function (GO): ATP hydrolysis activity; ATP binding; GTP binding
Source: RefSeq, a predicted model, not a curated record
AGUAUUUUUAAUCUGUAUCUGUCAGUGUCUACUUUGUGGCAAAAUCGCCGGAUUGGAUUUCUAGCACGUUAUCGUUAUUCUAUUCUCUUCUGUAUCAAUCGAUAAAACAUGCCUCCAAAGAAGGUGGAAGAGCCAGAAAAAAAGCCAUUAAUUGGCAGAGUUGGCACAAACCUCAAAGUUGGUAUUGUUGGUGUGCCCAAUGUUGGGAAAUCGACAUUCUUCAAUGUGCUCACUAAAAGCCAAGCAGCUGCUGAAAACUUCCCUUUCUGCACCAUUGACCCUAAUGAAAGUAGGGUACCAGUCCCAGAUGAGCGGUUUGACUACCUCUGCGAAUUUCACAAACCAGCAAGUAAAGUGCCAGCAUUUUUAAAUGUGGUGGAUAUUGCCGGCCUUGUCCGUGGGGCUGCUGAGGGCCAGGGUCUCGGCAACGCUUUCCUCUCACAUAUAAAAGCUUGUGAUGCGAUUUUAAAUCUGUGUCGUGCUUUUGAUGAUGAAGAUGUUAUCCAUGUCGACGGUGACGUGAACCCAGUUAGAGAUUUAGAGACAAUCGGUGAAGAGCUUCGCUUAAAAGAUGAGGAACUACUCAUGCAAAACUUUGAGAAACUUGAUCGAGUUGUCAAUCGCGGCAAUGACAAAAAACUCAAGCCUGAAUAUGAUGCUCUCACCAGAAUCAAGACGGUAUUAGUAGAUGAGAAGAAGCACAUUCGGUUUGCUGAUUGGAGUGCGGCUGAUAUUGAAGUACUGAACAAAUACCUGUUCUUAACUUCCAAGCCCGCGUUGUAUCUCGUCAACUUGUCUGAGAAAGACUAUAUUCGGAAGAAGAACAAAUGGUUGCCGAAAUUGAAAGAGUGGAUUGACAAAAACGAUCCCGGAGCACCUCUUAUUCCGUUCUCUGGCGCGUUAGAGACUAAACUCAUUGAGAUGGAACCUCCUGAACGACAGGCCUUCUUAAAAGAACAUAAUAUCACUAGCGCCUUGGACAAAAUCAUCGUUCAGGGUUACAAAGCGCUGCAGUUAGAAUACUUCUUUACUGCGGGACCUGACGAAGUGAAGGCGUGGACCAUUCAGAAAGGCACAAAGGCACCUCAAGCCGCUGGUAGGAUUCACACAGAUUUUGAGAAGGGCUUCAUUAUGGCUGAGGUGAUGCAUUUCAAGGAUUUCAAAGAGGAAGGCACUGAAGCUGCUUGCAAAGCUGCGGGCAAAUAUAGGCAACAAGGCCGUAACUAUGUCGUUGAAGACGGUGACAUCAUUUUCUUCAAGUUCAACGCUGGCGCUGGUCUAAAAGACGCAAAGAAGAAAUGACGUGACAAGGUUCUGCUGCUGUUGGUACAUAUGUUGUACCUCAACCUCGCCCUGUACACACUAUUACACGUCGCUUAAAUAUAACGUAUAAUUUUUUACAUAAUAAUAUAAUAUUUAUAAACAAAUUGGUCUUAAAUAAAAAAGCUUGUUAAUGUUUGUACAAUUCAGUUUAUUUUAGACAUAACAUUGUAAUUGAUAAGAAUUAAGUAAGUUUUAAUGAAUGUUCAAUAUUUUUUUCUUCAAAGCGCGUCACUUUAUUGUCAGGUUUCUGUUCUUAUUUGCUUAACAAACCGUUUACCGUUGACAUGUAAUAAAUACCUUACCUCAGGAGCUAGCUUUUUUCUAUCCUAUCUUUGAUACGUAAUUUAAAAUAAGACAGCUUGAGUAACAGCCUUUUCCCAUAACUGUAAAUAAGCUUGCGAAAUAUUAUUUUUAGCAGUUUGUUAGUAACACAAUUCUCUUCGAACUUAUUUUACAAGGGCUUGGAAAGUGAAUCGAGUGAGAACAUUUCUUAUUCUACCAGAUUACGCUUAAAGCCAACUUAUAAAAUUGCAAAGUAUGAUGAUGCUCAUAUGAUAGGCUGAUGCUCAGGUGCCUCACAGGUUUUCUUCCUGCUCUGAAUCAACAAAAAAACAUCUUAUUUAGAGUGUUAUGAUAUAUUGUUGAAAUUGGAAACGAAAACGGUGACGCGCUAAUGUAAGUCCCUAUAACACAUGAUAAACUUAGAUCUUCACAUGUUAGCAUGAUCACGACUGGACUCGUCAACAAAUGAAGAGCUUCAAUAUUGUCACAUUCUUGAAAUAAAUUUUGGACUGGUUUGCCUA